Trichoderma atroviride IMI 206040 is the source of this 996-nucleotide messenger RNA. NCBI's taxonomy places the organism in Eukaryota, Fungi, Ascomycota, Sordariomycetes, Hypocreales, Hypocreaceae. The record is from RefSeq and is a predicted model, not a curated record.
GCGCGUCAUUCACUCAUUUUUCAUUAAACUCAUUUUUUUCUUGUAAAAGAAGGAUGGAAUUUUUUUUAAAGAAAAAAAAAAAUGAAAAAAAAAAGCUUCAAAACGGAGACGUCGGAUCAAUAGAAUUCCUAGCAAGCAUUGUCACCAUUUUUCUUGCAAGGGGUUGGCAGCUUUGGUUUAUGCGCCAUGUUGCAUUUGAUCGCUGUCUUUUUGCUCUUUUAGCCCGUCUGGACUUUCUGAUGAGUGCAAAUUAUGGGAGGCGUCAAUCUACAUGGGAUCGCUGUUCCUUUUUUUUCUUUCUUGUAUACGGACUGCUACUGCAUGGAGUGUGUGCUUUUUUUCACAUUGCUUUUGCUUUACUUCAAGUCUCAACUCAAAGAACUGUUUUCUCAUUCUACGGCGCUGCAUUGCGUCCUUUAUGGUGUCUUGUCUUCAGAUCAGGGGCUUCUUUUACAGAACCAUCCUGCACCAUUAAGAGAACAGAAAAAAAAAGAUAAAAAAAGAGGUGGAAAGCGACAGACAGCCCGGAAGGCUUUUUUCGGAAUGGGAUCCUUCUUGAGUUUCUUCUUUCUAUGGUUCAGCAUUGCUGUUUCUUUCGGAUGCAAAUAUUGGGAAAUGGGAUAAAUUGGAAGAAAUACAUUCACCUGGGAUAAAGCAUUUUCUCUCUCAUGCUUUUUCACUUUUUUACAGGUCAAGUUUUAGAAGGGAUUUUUUGUUCGGGAACAAGAUUGGAAACCAGAGCGUAUGGUUCUGAAACUUUUUUGUGUUUUUUCCCUUUCUUUUCUUCUUCUUCUAACUUUUUUCUUCAUCUUUUCUUUUUGACGAAGAACAUGAGAAACACUGCAUAGCCCUGGGGGCGUUGAAGCAGGCCAAAUGGAACAAAAAAAAAAAAGAGAAAACUUAAUUCUAUAGGGUCGCUAGCGGUCCUCCCUGACUUUGGAUUCCGUGUCAGGGUUGAGGUUAAUGAGACAAUUUUGCACCUCAUGUGCUUUUGUG